Molecule: messenger RNA, 1701 nt
Organism: Oncorhynchus masou masou (cherry salmon)
Lineage: Eukaryota; Metazoa; Chordata; Actinopteri; Salmoniformes; Salmonidae
Product: tumor necrosis factor receptor superfamily member 5-like
Exons: 8
Coding region: 508-1467 (319 amino acids)
Biological process (GO): defense response to virus; positive regulation of blood vessel endothelial cell migration; defense response to protozoan
Cellular component (GO): CD40 receptor complex; membrane; external side of plasma membrane
Molecular function (GO): antigen binding; CD154 receptor binding; transmembrane signaling receptor activity
Source: RefSeq, a predicted model, not a curated record
GAAUAAAGGGAGAGAGAGUGACAGGAAGGGCUGGAAUGGUCAGGAGAAGUAUCUUAUUGUGUUGGUGUGUAUUGUGUGCCACAUCUGGACAUACUGAUCUGGAGACAGUGCCAAAAGCAGCCUCUAGAAUCCUCCUCUCUACAACUAGUUUACACGGUCCAGAACAGUGCACCUUGUGCCAGAGAGGGGGGGCAGGAAGGAAAGGGAGGAGAGAGAGAGACGCACAGGGCAGAUGAGGGGCAUCGGGGCUUUCCGCUGUGGAGGACAAGCGAGGGGGAAAGAGGUGGGUGAGAGAGGAGAGGAAGCAGCUCUAUAUUGUCACUGAGAGGACGGAGGACACAGCGGAGGAGAAGACAAAGAGUGAGUGAUACUUCAGCGGAAGAAAGAAGUCAAAGUCAGAAAUAGUGAUAGAGAACAAGGAGAGAGAGCUGGAGACAGAGAGGCGGAGUGUGAAAGGAUAUACAUUCAACUGAGACCACAAAGAGACUAUUAUCAAAUGUACUAGAGAUGACUGGAUUGGGAUGCAAAACUGAGGAAUACCUUCAUGAUGCUUCUGGGGUGGAAAUGUGCUGUGAGCGUUGUCGUAAAGGACAGUAUGUUCGCACCGACUGUGGCAAGUCUACAAAAACAGUGUGUGGGACCUGUCAACGUGGAUACUACACUGCUGAAUUAAACUUCUUGAAAAAAUGUCUACCCUGUAGGCUCUGCCAAUCCAGCAGUAACCAGAAGGUAUCGAGGGAGUGUGAAGCCAGUAGUGACAGGCAAUGUGUGUGUAAGACAGGUCACUACUGUACAGACGAUGGAUGUGAACACUGCCUACCUGUGACCCUGUGCCCUCCGGGUUCAGGUGUCGUGAAUCAAGCCAACCCCCAGAAUGACACAGUCUGUGCCCCGUGCCAACCUGGGACCUAUAACAGCAUCAACGAUGCCACCACAAACUGCAAAUUACACACCAGGUGUGGGGACCUAGGGAAGGAGGUGAAAAGUGCUGGGACUGAGACUACCGAUGCUGUGUGUGGUGCCUUCAUAUCUCGGUGUCAUUGGAUACUACCUACCAGUCUGUGGGCGGGACUAGUGGUGACCUCACUCCUCAUCAUAAUCUUGAUCUACAUCUAUUGGAGGGCCAAGGAUCAAUCAUACAUGCCAGCCAACUCCAGUGGUCCUGGAAUUCCUGUAGAGCCUGCACCUCCUUCCUUCGCUCCAGCUGAGCUCAAGUUCCCCACCGAGUGCAACAGCCAUUGGAGCCUGGACCAGAAAGCCACUGAACCACUCUUCAUCAACACAGCUGUUAUUCAGGUAAACGGCUAUACAUCAGACUGUGAAGUUGAGGCCGAUGGCGCCACCAUAACAAUGACAACAUCAGAGCAAUUCAGCCAAUCGGAUCACAGUAAUGGAAUGAGAGGAAAUGACAUCAGACCCUCCCGCUACCUAUCAGAGCCACAGGAAGAUGAGUGGCAAGGGACUUAAUUCUGAUUUUCAACUAAAUCUUCUUUUUUAAAUUACAUUUUUCAAUGAACAAGACCUACAUGGGAAAACAGCUGAGCAGAUUCCUUGAAGGUUCCUGGAUACAAUCCCUUUUUUAAAGUCUUAUCCCUGCAAUGUAAAUAUACUGAACUAUAAACAUCCAAUGAACAUUCUUUGUUUCUUAGGUCAUUGAAAAAAAACUGUUGGGGAGGGUUUAAAUAAAGUAUAACCACGGAG